CCAGUCCCGGGGGGAGGUGACUCACUGCCCGGUCCCGGUACCAGUCCCGGGGGGAGGUGACUCACUGCCCGGUCCCGGUGCCAGUCCCGGGGGAGGUGACUCCUGCCCCGGACGAUUUCCUGUCUCAGAUUCUUUUGAAAUAGGCCAUACGACUGAAGAUAUAAUCAUGCCAGAAAAUCCUUUAGCAGUUGAUAAACAGCAGGUACUGCAAGCACUGGCUCGCUUGCAGACACGAUUACGUGAGAGGGGAGAUUCAUCUCAACAUGAGAAGCUAAGCAUUUUCCGUGAUACAAUUGAAAGCCCCCUGUUCAAUCAAAUAAUAACUCUUCAGCGUUCCAUCAAACAGCUGAAGGAACAGCUGAACCGCAUGUCCAGAAAUGCAUCACCUAAUUUUGACUUUUCACAAACGGGACUCUUGGUGUUCAAUGCAGAACAUUCUUUUGGUAAUGCAGCUUUGGCAGAAGAUGCAAAACUGUUUCCAGAUGUUCCAAUUUAUGACCAACCAAGACCAACCAGGCAGACACCUGAAAGAACACAAGAGGAGUUUGAUAAUGUCAUUCAAAUUUUAGCUCAGGGAAGACAAGUCGAACAUAUUGAAUUGCACAAGCCAACAAAUGGAGGCCUAGGAUUCAGUGUGGUCGGUCUUAAAAAUGAUAAUAUGGAUGAACUUGGUAUCUUUAUACGGGAAAUACAGAAAGGAAGCAUUGCAGAGAGGGAUGGCAGGUUACAAGAACAAGAUCAGAUAUUAGCCUUGAAUCAUACGCCAUUGGAUGAAAACGUUUCUCACCAAGAAGCCAUUGCAAUGCUCCAGCAGACCAAAGGAUCAGUGCAUUUGGUCGUAGCCAAAGGAUCCCUUCACAGAGCAUAUACUAAAUCAGCAGAUAUGGCAACCUUACCUUUUUCUUCACAAUCAACACAGUGGGGGCUUGUGGAAGAAAUUGAAUUGGUCAGUGAUGGAUCAGGCUUAGGAUUUGGAAUUGUAGGAGGAAAGCCGACUGGAGUAAUUGUGAAAACCGUUGUUCCUGGAGGAUUAGCUGAUCGGGAUGGACGGCUUAAGACUGGUGAUCGUAUACUCCAGAUUGGAGGCACUGAUGUCCAGGGAAUGGGAAGUGAACAGAUUGCUCAGGUGUUGAGAAACUGUGGUAAUCGAGUACAUAUGGUAGUGGCCAGAGAUCCUUGGGGUGAUUUCUCCUCUAAACCUUCAAAUGUUAUUCCUUCUAUGACAACUCAAGAACAUUCCAAUAGUAUUUCUACAGAUAAUUAUGAAAUUAAUAAUAUUGAACUCAAGAGAGAUGGACAAAGCCUGGGCAUUACAGUUGUUGGUUAUGUUGGUGCUUCUCAAAGUGAUACCUCUGGAAUUUUUGUGAAAAGCAUAAUACCAGGGAGUGCUGCAGAACAAAGUGGAUGUAUUCAGGUUCAAGACAGGAUCAUUGCUGUUGAUGGAAUUGAUAUUCAGGGACUUACAAACCAAGAAGCAAUUGAUGCUUUACGAAACACUGGAAAAACUGUCAACCUUACACUAGCAAGGAAGAAGAUUUGUAAUGACUACGAAUCCUUUGAAAAAGCAGAACUUGAUAAUGUACCACAUGUGACAAAUGCACUUAUCACUGAAAGCAGUUUUCACUCUGCAGUUGAAGAGCAAGAAAAUGCAUGUGUAAAGAAGCAGGAAUGCAAGAUUGAUGAAAGGUUUGCAAAACUUAAUCAACUUGACCGCACACAUUUGACGUCCUGGCCUAUUUGUGGUACAACACUUGCUACAACAAAUGAAGAAUUAAAGAGCAAAUGGACAAAUUUGUUGGGGGCAGAGUAUGAAGUGAUGGUGCUUAAUGUGGACACUCAGAUCUAUGAUGAUGCAGAUGUGCAGAAAUAUUCUAAGUUGUUACCAGUUCAUACACUGAGUCUUGGAGUGGACCUGGACUCAUUUGAUGGACAUCAUUACAUAUCAUCAGUUGUGCCUGAUGGACCAAUAGGCCAAACUGGAUUAUUACAAGUAGAAGAUGAAAUUUUAGAGGUGAAUGGAAAGCAGUUAUAUGGAAAAUCGCGCCGGGAAGCAAUUUUAUUUCUGAAAGACAUGUCCCCUCCAUUUACCUUGGUCUGUUGUCGGCGACUCUUUGAGGAGGGAAAUGAAAUGCCUGUAGAUGAACCUAAUGCCAUGAAAACUGAAGCUUCCCAGGCUUCAGAGAUGUAUGAGUUGAUUCGGCCACCCUCUCCCUGGAGUAGUGAAAAUUGUAGCCACCAGGUGGACAUGGAUACUGAGACAAAUGCAGAAGAGGAUGAAAUUGGGGAGCUGGCUUUAUGGACUUCAGAUGUGAAAGUGAUUGAGCUGCAUAAAGGUUCUAAAGGUUUAGGUUUCAGCAUUCUGGACUAUCAGGAUCCUUUAGAUCCCACACGCACUGUUAUUGUUAUUCGCUCUUUGGUGGUUGGUGGGGUUGCUGAAUGUGAUGGCAGGGUGCUACCCGGGGAUCGGCUCGUCUUUGUCAAUGACCAAAAUCUAGAGAAUACUGCUUUGGCAGAAGCUGUUCAGGCUUUGAUUGACGCUCCGUCUGGCAAGGUCCGCCUUGGCAUCUGCAAACCAAUGGUGACUGAAGCAAAUGAAAAUGACAUUUCAGACUUCACUGGCUCAAUUGUUACUAGAGAAAAUAUAAAAGAUGAUUUGGAUGUAUUGAAUUUAGCUUAUUCAACAAAUCUGCCAGUACCCCAGGAAUUUGACGAUGCUUCAUUUUCUCAAGAAGAACUAGUUGAUGAACCGGAGGUGAAUUUAAAGUUCUUGAACUUAGAUCCCAGUCAGGCUGACAAUGCAGCUGAAGUUUUGACAACUGAGACAUUAGCAAGAGAUCAAUGGACCCAGAAUAAUGAACAGCAGCAAAUGUUGGUGGGUGACGAGAAAAAAGUGAAUCCAGGAAUUUAUGAAACAGUUCAUCAGCAGUAUAUGAAUAAUCAGCUGGAAUAUUAUGAACCCUCAGACUUAACAACUACAAGUACAACUAAUAACCAACUUCUUAAUACCUCACCUUUAUUUCAAUAUAAUACAAAUGGCCAUGAAGAGAAGUUCAAUGGAAGUUCAUUGUCUUCUUCUACAAAUAGGGCAACCAUUGUCCAAGCAAUGGUGCCAGAAGAUUAUGAAAGAACUAUCACCAUAAUGAGAAAUGGCCAUGAUCUAGGAUUGAGCAUAAAAAGUGAUCACAGAGGACCUGGGGCAAUCAUCAAAAACAUUGAGAAUGAGGGAGCUGCUGAAAGAGAUGGACAACUCCAGAAGGGGGAUUAUAUUGUUGCUUUGAACAUGGAGCCCUUUAGUGGUCUAAGUUCUACUCAGAAGCAAUUAACUUUUGCCAGUCAAGCCAUCAAUGAAGAAAUCAUGAUUACUUACGUACCGGCAAAGGAUGUGGAUCACUAUAAAAGUAUUGCUUCAAAGCAAACCAAAUCUAGCAGUGCUACAAAAUUGGCAACGGAAGCCAGGAUGAAAGCUGCUGCAAGUGAAUUACCUGAAAGAGAAGAAGGUGAAGGAGAAGAAACCCCAAUCUUGAGUCAUUGGGAGGCACCACGAAGAGUUGAGCUUUGGCGAGUACCAGGUGAAUCACUUGGCAUUAGUAUUGUUGGUGGCAACACAGUAAUAAAAAGACUGAAAAACGGUGAGGAAUUAAGAGGAAUUUUUAUUAAACAUGUCUUGGAGGAGACUCCAGCUGGAAGAUCCAAUGCUUUGAAGACUGGGGACAAAAUUAUUGAGGUUUCUGGUAUUGACCUACAAAAUGCCACACACGAUGAGGCAGUAGAUGCCAUAAAAAAUGUUGGAAAUCCAGUUGUUUUUGUGGUUCAAAGUUUAUCACCAACUCCACGACCGUAUUCUGUAUAUCAAAGCAAAACUGAGCAAAAACAAGAAAAAGGAAAGAAAACAACUCUGGGCCCUAAUAGAGCUGGUCCACCACCACCUAUGAGACUGCCUCCACCUUACAAAGAACCUACAAGUGUGAAAUUAUCAGCAUUGGAGGAGUCCGAAGCAUUCCCAGAUACUGGCAGGGUUCCUAAGGAAGAAAAUGAAAGUGACCAAAAAAUCAGGCAAAAAUAUGGAGACCUGCCAGGAGAUCUACAUAUCAUUGAGCUUGAAAAAGACAAGAAUGGUCUGGGUCUCAGUCUUGCUGGCAACAAGGACAGGUCCCGUAUGAGCAUCUUUGUAGUUGGCAUCAAUCCUGAAGGUGCCGCAGGGAAAGAUGGGAGAAUAAAGAUUGGAGAUGAACUUUUGGAAAUCAACAGCCAGAUACUUUAUGGGAGAAGCCAUCAAAAUGCAUCAGCAAUAAUAAAGAAUGCUCCAAUAAAUGUCAAGAUAGUUUUGAUAAGGAAUGAAGAUGCUGUUAAUCAAAUGGCAGUUACUCCUUAUCCUUUGCCACCCAGUCCCCAUUCUGGCGAGAUUCUAGAUACCACAGGAUCAUUGCCCUCCCUGGAACAGACAUCCACUCAAUCAGAUUUUUCAAAUUUCAAGAACGUACACAACAUACUAUUGACAAAGGACCAGAGUGGUCUUGGUCUAGCUAUCAGUGAAGACAACACAAACGAAGGAGUCAUUAUUAAAAGCCUUACUGACAAUGGAGCAGCAAUAAAGGAUGGAAGGAUCAAAGUAGGGGAUAGAAUUCUGGCUGUGGACGAUGAAAGUGUGGUGGCACAACCUCCUGAAAAGGCUAUCAACCUUCUCAAAAAAGCGAAAGGAGCAGUAAAGUUGACCAUCAGUUGUGAGGACAGGUCCCUGCAACCAUCUGCCCUUCCACCACUUUCAUACCUUAACUCAGAUUCUGAGUUCUCAGAUCACACUAAUAUAUCCGCGCCUGCAGUGGUACCAGAUCCAGCAACUUGUCCUAUAGUCCCAGGCCAAGAGACAAUCCUGGAAAUUUCAAAGGGGCGUUCGGGGCUUGGACUCAGCAUCGUGGGCGGAAGAGACACAUUGUUGGAUGCAAUAGUUAUUCAUGAAGUAUAUGAAGAAGGUGCAGCUGCUAAAGAUAAUAGGCUCUGGGCUGGGGACCAAGUCUUGGAGGUAAAUGGAAUUGAUUUACGGAACGCAACCCAUGAAGAAGCUAUAACAGCCUUAAGACAGACACCACAGAAGGUGCGACUCACUGUGUUCAGGGAUGAAGCACAGUACAAAGAUGAGGAAAAUUUAGAUAUAUUUUUUGUGGAUCUUCAGAAGAAAGUUGGAAGAGGAUUAGGCCUGAGUAUCGUAGGAAAACGGAUUGGAACCGGGGUAUUUAUCUCAGAUAUCGUUAAAGGUGGGGCUGCUGAACUCGAUGGAAGGCUUAUGCAAGGUGACCAAAUCUUGUCAGUGAAUGGAGAGGAUAUGCGAAAUGCUUCACAGGAGACUGUGGCAACAAUACUAAAGUGUGCUCAAGGAUUAGUUCAGUUGGAAGUUGGCCGUCUGAAGGCAGGCUCAUGGAUUUCCUCCAGAAGUACAUCACAAGGCAGUCAGAUGAGCCAAGAAAGUGGCAUCAGUAAUCUGUCUAGUUUUGGAGCUGCUGUGACAACUUCACAAAACAUUGCUGGCAGCAAGAAAAAUACAGCUGACUCCUCACAGAGGAACUCGGGUUCAGAUACAGGAUUAAGAACUGUGGAAAUAACAAGGGGAGCAAAUGAUGCACUUGGAAUUAGCAUAGCUGGUGGCAAAGGGAGCCCCUUAGGUGAUGUUCCAAUCUUCAUCGCCAUGAUUCAAGCCAGUGGAGUGGCUGCACGCACACACAAGCUAAAGGUUGGGGAUCGGAUUGUCAGCAUUAAUGGCCAGCCCCUGGAUGGACUGUCUCAUGCAGAAGCAGUUAAUCUAUUGAAGAAUGCCUAUGGAAGCAUUAUCCUUCAGGUUAUAGCUGACACAAAUAUCACUGCUAUUGCAAGUCAGCUUGAAAAUAUGACAACUAACUCCAACUUGAGUUCACCAUCUGACAUUCGAGUGGAAGACCCAGAACCACCACAGUGUAUGAUCAUAACUUUAGAGAAAGGACCAGAUGGACUGGGAUUCAGUAUUGUUGGAGGACAUGGAAGCCCCCAUGGAGAUCUGCCAAUCUAUGUUAAAACAGUGUUUGCCAAGGGAGCAGCGACAGAUGACAACAGGUUAAAGCGAGGAGAUCAGAUUUUAGCAGUAAAUGGGGAAAGUUUGGAAGGCGUCACACAUGAACAGGCUGUCGCGAUUCUGAAACGGCAAAAAGGAACUGUAACGUUAACAGUGUUGUCAUGAACAUUACAAUGUGGCCACGAUUAAUACUGAUAUAUCUGUUUAAAUUCUACCAGGAAAUCAUGCUGAAUUGCCAAAAGCAGGAAUGUAAUUCAACUAAGAUAGUCUGACUUUGGACCUGAAUGUUUUUCUUUUAUUGCAUUGUAGUAAUAGUCAGUAUUGCUCUGUUGAAGGGAGGGGUAACUAAACUACUGUGUGUCAAUCACUGUGCUUUUGACUUGCGAAAAAAACUGCCUAUUGAUCUUACCCAGCUGCAGCUUCUUGACAAAUCUCACCAAGUGCUUUCAUAUUGUGUACCAUGUAGCUACAGUAACUUGCUGAAUCUGGAGUGCCUGAGCCUGACGUUGGAUACAUAGGUAUAGAUUUUGGUCUUCAUAACUGGGGCAAUCAUCUGUUUGAGCAGACCACCCAAUCUUUACAGAACCCAUACAGAUUUAAUUAAUUGAUUUUACUCCUCUUUUCCUUCAUGUAUUAUGUCCGUUGAAUAAUUUAUUUCAUUGAUCUUUUCAGUUUCUGAUUGCAACUUGUGUUUGAAUUUUUUUGUCUGCUUUUUUUUCAAUCCUUGUAAUGGUAAUGAAUUGCAUAUACUGUAUUUAUAAUAUGAAAACUUCUUGAGUCUCAUAUAAUUUAAAAAAAAUUGUGUCCCAUUUGUUAAUGCUUAGAGAAAAUAUCUUACAUGCCAACUAUCUAUUUUGAUUCAUUUGCCAGUAAUUUGCAGGCUUAGUGGACUUUUUUUAUAGAUUAGCAAUAUGAAUUGGUCAGCUCAUUCAGAAACCAGGCCUGGAACUAAUCAACCAUUGUUUUCUCACAUUUGUUGUCUAUGAACUUAAGGCAAAAAAAAGUUUAAAAUAAACUCUUGAUCCUCUCUUUUAACUCAGUGUGGGAAUUGGUGUCUAUGGGGUCCAAUGUGAAAAGGAUAUGUAUUCCCUUUUCUCUUUGUCAUCUCUGCCCUACGCUAUCCUCUCUGCAAGUUAAAACAAAACAUGUUUUCUCCCCUUCCCAGUUUUGAUGGAAAGUUUCAGAUCUGAAAUGUUAGUUCUAUUUUUCUUUCCACAGAUGCUGCCCAACCUGUUGAGAUUUUCCAGUAUUUCCUGUCCUUAUUACAGAAUUCCAGCACAUGAAGGCUUUUGAUUUUUUUUAUAUUAAGUUUUGGUUGCAGCUGCCUUUUUGAGGUAAGGUAGAUCUUCCCUGAUGUGAAUGGAUCAACUCUAUCUAUUUGAAAAUUACUGUCUUUGCAGUUGUAAAGUCACCACAGUUCAAAAAUACGAUAGAUGGGGUUUGAGAUUUUUACUAAAUUUUUUAAAAUGCACAUUCCCAAUUACAAUAGUUAUAGAGCCUUACUAAAUGCAGCACAUCUGAUGUCAAAAAAUUAAAGUAUAACGAUGUCCCUUUGGAAAAUAAUUUCUGUGCCUUCAGUAUCUACAACCUCCAAAUGACUUUCUCAAUCAUGUAGAUGCUGAUUGCCACUUUUGUCUAUUGUAGUAAGAUUGGUUUGAAUGUUGCUUGGGUAAUGUCAAACCUGUGGCCCAUUCCACUCAAAGUCUAACUCUUUGCUUUUACAUAUCACAGCUGUUCUUAAGCUAACAGCCCUUUUGGAAUCUGGUCAGCUUCUGCUCUCCUAGGUUGGCAUGUGUAAAAUAUUUUCUUUGAAAAAUAAACAGAUUAUGCCUGUGGUCACAUUAAGUGUUAUGGUAUCAUACAGUCUGGGGCCAUUUUUGCCUCACUUAUCUCCUUUGGCAGACUUGCUGCCAUGUGCCUUUGGCUCUCAAUUUAUAAAAUUCAGAACGAAUCACUGAAAUUAGGAGCUUACUGUACAGGAAUCGCACUUUUAAGCGUGUGCCCCAUUAUUCACUGCUCAAGCAUUUCUAAGAGUGGACUUGAAUAAGAAGUUCAGAUAAUGUCUUAGUAAUACUUAUUCAAAGGUACAACAACAGAGACUAGUGCCAUAUUUUAUCACAAAUAUGUAAGUCACUCUUUUGUGCUUUAAAGAAGUGACAUAAAAAGAUAGUAAUAAAAAAGCAAUUCUAUUUUGCUAUGGGACUUCAUAUUGCUUCCAUUUUAAUUAAAAGCAGUAGAAUACAUCUACAUUUCUUGUGUGUGUCCAUGAUUCUUUGUGGUGGUAAACAACAACCUCUUGUUCUCACUCAAAUCUACAUUUCAAAACAAGCUUUUGCCUGAACAGAUUUCACAUAUUCACUUAAACAUUUAAUUAUAAAGUUUUGAGGGAAAUGAUAAAUAUGAGAGAUAUAAUACUGCAAAAAUAGUUUACCAGAUCAAUUUAUUUAAUGCAAUAAUUAUUUCUGAUAAGUGGUGUUUUGAAUUUUAUUUCAUAUCAAUGUAAAUUAUAUGAUUAUUUUACAGAAAGCUAAGGAAACUUGUUGGUGUGUGAGCUGAUAUUCUGAAAGUUAAUGAAAUUGUCAUGUCUUCAACUCAGAACCUUUCAGGAUGUUAUUAAUGUGUGUGCUUUCUGGUUUUAAUCCCUUCCUCAUCCAACCUUGCCCUCUCCUCUCCAGAAUUACUGCUCUUGCUAGGCUGUGAUCCCAUAGGUACCACGGAUCAAGGGUAUCUCACCCAAAUGGUUAUCCUUUAUGUAUGAGACAAGACAGUGAAUAUUAGUUUAAUAGUAUAUGUAAUUUAAUUAAGUUUUUUGUCAGUGUAUGAUGUAUUUGGUUGUGUAUGUAACAUUGUGCACAUGUGCACGGUUUAAGAUGAACCUUGAAUAAACUAGAGACAAGU
Molecule: messenger RNA, 8938 nt
Organism: Pristis pectinata (smalltooth sawfish)
Lineage: Eukaryota; Metazoa; Chordata; Chondrichthyes; Rhinopristiformes; Pristidae
Gene: patj
Product: PATJ crumbs cell polarity complex component
Exons: 49
Coding region: 167-6205 (2012 amino acids)
Molecular function (GO): protein binding
Source: RefSeq, a predicted model, not a curated record